Chlamydomonas reinhardtii is the source of this 2364-nucleotide messenger RNA. RefSeq lists its product as uncharacterized. The record is from RefSeq and is a predicted model, not a curated record. Gene Ontology annotation, molecular function: protein binding. The coding region runs from base 807 to 2108 and encodes 433 amino acids. NCBI's taxonomy places the organism in Eukaryota, Viridiplantae, Chlorophyta, Chlorophyceae, Chlamydomonadales, Chlamydomonadaceae. The transcript is spliced from 7 exons.
CCUUUCAAUAUCAAGUGGGUCGCUUUACUUCUUACCUGUUAACGCUCACGGACUGCCGUUGGUGACGCCGAUAGGAAGAAAGCAGGUCAUAACACGCGGCGGAUUCGAAGGACGACCCGGACGGUGCACCCGGUACGCCGGGACACCGGCACGCGCGCGCAGGGCGUGGCGUUGCCCGCCACAACCCAGCUACGAAUUCUUAUCUGAUUUUGCAUACGGUACUACUAGGUCACGACAAAGACUCAGUGGCUCGACUGUCUCGGCUGGCUCGGUUGUCCAUUCGAGUGAGCAACGUUGUGAAGAGCGGUUAUGAAACCGUCGCAACCUGAACUCACGCCUGAACUGCGCUGUGCGCGGAAGCUGUAAGUGCGCUCUCGUGGGCACACCACCGGGAAUGUGAUAUGGUGUAGUUUUUACAAUAAGCUGUGCAAUAGAACCGUGCUGCGGAAGGUUGCAUGGACAUGCUUGCCCGCACGUGCUGACGCCGUGCGCACGGCGGGAAAACAACACAACGCUCAGGGAUCUACUCUGGCUCCUGAAUGACUGAGUUUAGAUGGUGUGGUGCCUGUCACUUAAUGUAACGUCGACGCCGCACAUUCGUUGGAAGGUGCGAGCGUCGGCUCAGGGACGGUAACCCGAGUACCGGGACUGUGUCCCCCUGGCGACGGUUAAAGUAACCCCCCGUACGCGUCGCUAGCUUUUAAGCUCGUCACGAGGUCGCCCUGUGCGAGGACAAAACUAUUCUACUGUUUGCGAUUCAGUUUAGGCGGAGCUUUAUUAGAAGGCCCUUCAUCAACGGACAUAACAUGGCCCCAAGGAUUCGUGCGGCGAUGGGCCUGGCCCUGUUGGUCGCCCUGGCCGCGACUGUGUGCGAUGCCCGUCGCGAGCUGUCGAUGAUGAAGGUUAUGCCGCGGGCCGUCUACACGCAGACCAACGACCCUGCCGGCAACCAGAUUGUGGCUAUCAUGUUCAACGCCUCGAGCGGCAUGCUGGUCGGGAACAUGACCACGCGCACGCCGACAGGCGGCAUGGGCGCCGCCGGCCUGGGGGCUAACGGUCAGCCCGUCACCGCCGAUGGCCUCUUCUCACAGGGCGCCGUUGCUGUCUCCGGUAGCUGGCUCCUUGCCGUGAACGGCGGUUCCAACACCCUCAGCCUCUUCCGCAUCUCCGACUCCGACCCCACCUCCCUCAUGCUGGUCGGCAGCCCGGUCGACACGCUUGGUGAUUUCCCCGUCUCCGUCACCUACUCGGCCAAGUGUAAGACCGCCUGUGUGCUCAACGGCGGCAAGCGGGACGGUGUGUCAUGCUUCGCCGUGUCGGCCACCGGUCUGAAGCCGCUGGACGCCAGCCCACGCCCCGUGGGUCUGGGCCAGAGCGCCAACCCGCCCACCGGCCCUCCCUCCACCGCGUCGAUGAUUGCCUUCAAUCCCAAGGGUGACAUCCUGGCUGUCACCAUCAAGGGCAACCUGAAUGACAACCGCCUGGGCUACAUCGGACUCUACCGUGUCAGCAAGACGGGCAUGGUGUCGCGCACCCAGACCCGCGCCUACUCCAUCUUCACCUCCCAGCCUGUGGGCGCUGGCGCCUCCAUGAUCGGCUUCCUGCCCUUUGGCUUCGCCUGGGUCGACGACAUGACCCUCUCCAUCUCCGACCCCUCCGUGGGCGCCGUCACGCUGUGCAUCAGCAGCCGCGACCCCAUGCUUGCCUCCAUCCCCGUCUACAAGACUGACAUGGCUGGCGGCUACGCCCCCGCCGUCUUCACCCUGCCCGAGGCCGCGCCGUGCUGGGCCGCCUACUCCGAUGCCAGCGGCUGCGCCUACAUUGCGGACGCUGCUACGGGCACGCUGGUGGAGAUUAUGCCCAAGUCCGGCGGCAAGCUGCGGUCCGUCUUCAAUGUGACCAGCGCGUUCGGCAUCACUCUUGGCAGCACCCCCGCCAACACCUAUGGCCUGCUGGACACCGCCGCGGCGGGUGAUCUGCUGUUCUCCGUGUCACCCCGCUCGGGUUCGGUCGUGGUGGUGGACGUUAGCGGCGGCUCCAUGGCGCCGCGCCAGCUGUUGGCAGCCGGCCUGCCCGUCUCCAGCAUGGGUUUGGCCGUGGCGUGCUAGGUGGUUUUGCCUGUCGUGAUUAACAUGUUACCGGAUAGCCUGCAAGGCAGCUACUUAGGUUUUAGAUGCGAGUUGUAGUACGUUAUACUGUAUAGUGGUUUGUACAGGGGCGAUCUUACAGCAGUUGGCACGUGGGCUUGCGCGUGCUUUCGUGCCGGCCGUGAGAAAUGGCAUGCACAGCAGGGGGGGGGUAGGCAACAAAGUGCCAGACCCCAUGCCCCGAAAUCCCCGGGGAUCCCCCUUGACCCACGGACAA